Aegilops tauschii subsp. strangulata is the source of this 3210-nucleotide messenger RNA. RefSeq lists its product as uncharacterized. The record is from RefSeq and is a predicted model, not a curated record. Gene Ontology annotation, molecular function: cyclase activity. Gene Ontology annotation, biological process: sesquiterpene biosynthetic process. NCBI's taxonomy places the organism in Eukaryota, Viridiplantae, Streptophyta, Magnoliopsida, Poales, Poaceae.
GCUGCCUUGCACUUGAAGCUUUGAUUUUCUUUUUCUUUCAGUACAUACAUACAUACAUACAAGUAGAUACAAUAGUCAGAGUUGUUGAACAAGCAAGCAAGCAAGCAAGCAAGCAAGGUAUGAAGAUGGAUGGAAUUCAUACAGUACUAGAGGAGUAUCUAUCUAUCUGAAACUGAAAUCAAACAUCCAUACUAUUAAAAUAUAUUGCCCGCCUCUUUCCAUCAGUUGAGACUUUUGAAGCAAUUGGCUGGAGCAUGAAUUCAAUACAUACAUACAUACAUACAUACAUACAUACAUACAUACAUACAUACAGGAGGGAAAGAGAAGUCAAUCAUGUGAAGGAAGGAAGGAAGGAAGGAAGGAAGGAAGGUGCCUGAGUUUUAGUUGGUUGAAUUUUCUAGUCCAACUCUCUGAAGGGACGAAUGGACCUUUCUUUUUCUUUUUCUUUGGUUUUGUGUGACCUUGCACUUGACGAAGACAACUUACUACUUUUCUUUCUUUCUUUCUUGUUCCUUGUCUCCUCAUCUUGUGCGUACAACUCAGAGAGCAUAAUAAUAUUGAAAUUUAAAAAUAGCAUAGAAUUUACUAAUACUCCAGAAGAGAAGAAGGUCCAGUCUUGUGUUGUGCGUGCCUGGCGGCGGCGAGGAGAGGCCAAAUCAACAAAAUAUCCGCCGGCCCAACCUUUGUUUCUUCUUCUUCUUCUUCUUCUUGUUCCAUUCAUUCAUCAGUUUGCUCCUCAUCGGUUGGUUCUAUUGAGUUGCUGCUGCUUUACUUUCUUCCCCUGCACCAUCUAUCUUCAAGCUUGUCCUCAAUCAAAUCAAAUCAAAUCAAAUCUCUUAAUCCUAUCUAGCAAGAAUUCAACUCCAUCCAUCCAUCCUCCUCCUCACUUGUCAUCUCUCUCUCUCUCUCUCAAUCAAAAGAGGAGAGCAGAGCAGAGCAGAGCAGAGGGCAAUCCAACCAUCUGUCCGUCUCUCUGACUCUGAGUUAGCCGCCGCACGCACGCACGCACGAUUAGUAGGCCUCCUAGGAGGGCUAGCUAAUAACAAAGCAAAUCCUAACCAAAUGGGAAGAUCAAGCACCCUAGCUACUACAAGUGGAUUAUUUAUCAGCAUCCUUUUGGCUUCGUCCAGUCCUUAUCUGAACAUCUAGCUCUACGAAAAAGAAGCAACAUUAUACUUACUGGUUCAAUCAGAGGGGGGAAAAAGUUAUCUUCAGUUGCACCUGUUAUUUCAUAUAUAUCCUCCAAGUCUGUCCGUCCGUGCGUCGAAAUAUGGUUGCAGGUGGUGGCACUCAAAAGAGACCUGCUGAUGACAUAAUGCACCAAGAGGAGCCUGCAAACACGGAUGCAAAAAAUGAUCACAUUGCCAUCUAUUUUUCAUCGACUCACCUCAACAAACAGAAAGAGGGGUUCUGGGUGACAAAACAAAUGGCCAAGAUUACUCCUUCCAGCAACACCUGGAAACACCGAGCUCACCACCCUGCUACUCCACGGACCACAUGCUCGGCGCUGACCAAAGAUACUACAACAGCAACAAUGGCUCCCCUUCUUCUUCUUCUUCUUCUUCUUCGCAGCAGCAGCAGCAGCAUGAACGCUCUUCUCACUCACCAAGAAGAAGGCAGUCCACAAGGCGACGCUUGGCAGCGGCGGUGCCGUUCGUGAGGAAGAUCGACUGGGGGUCCCUCUGGGGCAAGUCCAAGGAGUGGAUCAAGAACCCCAUGAACAUGGCCCUCUUCGUGUGGAUCGUCGCCGUGGGCAUCUCAGGCGCCAUCCUCUUCAUGGUGAUGACCGGGAUGCUCAACGCCGUGCUGCGGACCAAGUCGCAGGAGGACACAUGGUUCGAGGUCAACAACCAGAUCCUCAACGCGCUCUUCACCCUUAUGUGCCUCUACAACCACCCCAGGAGGUUCUACCACCUGGCGCUGCUGUGCCGGUGGAGAGCCACCGACAUGGCCGCGCUCCGGGAGGUCUACUGCAAGGGCGGCACCGUCAAGCCCAACGAGAGGAGGCACAUGAUGGUUGUGGUCUUGCUGCUCCACCUCAACUGCUUGGCGCAGUACGCGCUCUGCGGCCUCAACCUUGGGCUCCCCAGGAGCCGCCGGCCUCCGGUGGGCGUCGGCCUCACCGUGUCAGUCGCCAUCUGCGCGCCCGCGGUCGCCAGCAUGUACAACAACCUCAGCCCCCUGGGGAAAGACUACGAGGUCCAGGCCGCCGAUGACGAGGAGCAGGAGUCUUCUUCUUCGGGCUCGCGGCAGCGGCUCCAGCACAAGACCGUCGAGAGGAGGUACUCCUUCUCCCCCUCUCCGCCGCAGCGACAAGGAGAAAUGGGAGCUGUUGUCAUCGCCGUCGCUGCCGAAGAAGAUGGUAUGUCGCCGGAGUGGUCUGGUGGGCUGGUGGCGGACCUGUGGGAGGACAUCUCGCUGGCGUACCUGUCCCUGUUCUGCAGCUGCUGCGUGUUCGGGUGGAACGCCGGGCGUCUGGGGUUCGGCAACGCGUACGUGCAUGCGGCCACCUUCAUCCUGCUGUGCCUGGCGCCCUUCUUCAUCUUCACCCUGGCAGCCAUCAACAUCGACAACGAGGCGGCCAGGCUGGCGCUCAGCCUCGGCGGCACCCUGCUCUGCGUCCUGGGCCUGCUGUACGGCGGGUUCUGGAGGAUCCAGAUGCGCCGGAGGUUCGGGCUCCCUGGUAACGGCUUUUGCUGCGGCAGGCCUGACGUGACGGACUGCUUCCAGUGGCUGUGCUGCUGCCCCUGCGCCCUCGCCCAGGAGGUCAGAACCGCCGACGCCUACGACAUUGUGCACCACAGGAUGGUGUGUCGCCGCGACAGCCGCCGACCUGGAGACGGCGACGACCAUGAAGAAGAAGGUGCCAGCAGCAGCUCCCGGGUCCAGAUGCAGCAGCCACUGAGGUUUGCAGGUGUUUUUGCUUCAGAUACGAGUACGAGUACAAUACCACCUGCUGUGCCUGUUGGCAUACAGAAACAGUAAGUAUGAUGGAUGUAUGGUUAGAUGAGUAGGCUUAACUGUGGCUAGAUCUUUUUCACAACAAGCAAUCCAUUGUAAGUACGUACAUAGCAGAAGGAGGAUACAAGCAACUAUGCUAUUAAUAGAGUAUAUAUACCCUGUCAAUAUACUAGUAGUAUUCUGUUGUACUAGUUAUGAUCCAUUUUUCCCUGCUGAAUUUUGAGAAAUGAAAAUUUAAAUUUACCCUCC